Messenger RNA from Amyelois transitella, 4988 nucleotides. It is a transcript of the gene Gli, whose product is annotated as acetylcholinesterase. The transcript has 14 exons. Bases 387 to 2978 code for a protein of 863 amino acids. The record is from RefSeq and is a predicted model, not a curated record. Lineage: Eukaryota; Metazoa; Arthropoda; Insecta; Lepidoptera; Pyralidae. Gene Ontology annotation, cellular component: septate junction; cell surface; tricellular tight junction.
UGUUAAAAAAAAUUAUAAACAAAUGCGAUAAAUUUCGUGGGCGUUGCCACACAUUACAGUUCUGAUAAAUCAUUGAUUACAAGAGAUAAGCCCUCGCAAAUACCGCGACAUUGUACUAGAUAUGAAAAAGGGCUAUUGUGAUAACUGGUUUACUCUUGAUAUCAUUUUUAUAGUGCGUGUUUUACUGUCAUUGUUCCCAUCAAAGUAUACGAUUUUCAGGUGAAAUGCAAUGAAAAUUAAACAAAUGAUAUCAUUCUGAUAAAUUUAAUUAUAUUUCUACCACGCUUUCAUUCAUCAAUGUAGAAAAUCGGUGUCAGAACCCGGUUGAAAUAUGUUUAAAUUGUGGUGAAUCAUUUUGAUAAUUAAUCGAAGCGUAACGGGUGAAAAUGAUCAAGAAAUGUGUUAUAACUAUUUUAUUAUGCGCUGGUGUUCACAGCCAAUCGAACAAAGACCUUUAUAAUGGGCAAUACAAUAGUGAGUUUUACAAUUCGGAGUAUGACUCCAAAAGACCAACAAGACUUCCAAACCCUGGUGAUAGUGACUACAGGACUUACGUUUAUAAUAACAGGCGGUAUGGCACGGAUCCUACCCGGUAUAACCCCUACAAUCCUAACAUUAACCAGCCUGGAGGCUUCCCAUAUAAUCCACUGAAUACAAAUCCAUUGGAUGAGUCAUUCAAAUAUAACACAAAUCGUGACCCAAAUAACCCAGAUUCCCUGUUUCCUGGUGUUCUUGGAGGAUGGAGAGAGGACUUGCAGGGCCGGGAGAGACAAAAUUCAAGGCAGCUUAAACGGGACAUAUUUGUUAUGACCAAUUUUGGUCAAGUUCAAGGUUUUAAGGUAUACCUGUAUGACAAUCCCGACCCGGAUUCUGGUUACCGACCGUGGCUCACACCCGUGGAGAGGAUACAGGGUGAAGUGUCAGUUUUCUUGGGCAUUCCGUAUGCUAGGCCUCCGGUUUUGGAAGGCAGGUUCAAGCCUCCUCGCCCCCACCCCGGCUGGCAACUGCUGCAGGCGGUGGACUGGGGUCCAGCGUGCCCUCAGCCGGUGAGGUUUACAGGGGCGACAAAAGGAAUAAGGGACAUGGACGAGGACUGCCUGUAUUUGAACAUAUUCUCGCCUAAUACGGAAGCCGGCGCGACCGCUCAGAAGUACCCAGUGAUGGUGUACAUACACGGCGGCCAGUUCACCUCGGGGGCGUCCAAUCUGUUCCCGGGACACAUGUUGGCCGCCUUCUAUAAUGUUGUCGUCGUCUCGUUCAACUACAGGCUGGGUGCUUUGGGUUUCCUGUCCACCGCCGACGAGAACUCCCCAGGGAACUACGGCGUCCUGGACCAGGUGAUGGCGCUGCGCUGGGUGCGGGACAACAUCGCGCCCUUCAACGGGGACCCCGCGGCCGUCACGCUGUUCGGCGCGGGCGCGGGCGCCGCCUCCGCCGGCCUGCUGGCGUUAGCGCCGCAGGCCAGGGGAAUGGUCACCAGGGUCAUUGCGCAGAGCGGAUCAGCCCUAGCCGACUGGGCGUUAAUAGAAGACAAGUAUCGCGUACAAAACACGUCUCUAGUGUUCGGCCGGCUAUUGGGAUGCCCCAUCGACUCUUCUUGGAAACUGGUCAACUGUCUCCGACAAGGAAGGAGCUUUUACGAGCUGGGGAACGCUGAGUUUCAGCCUCAAGUGGGUUUCAUACCCUGGGGUCCAGUUCUGGAGAACAACUUCACGUUCCCCGGGGAUCAGUGGUACGAGGGCUGGCGGGAGAGGGAUUGGCACUUCUUGUCCAUGAAGCCCGAGGAGCUGAUCGCGAGGAGGGACUUCAAUCCAGGCUUGCAGUACAUGACCGGGGUCACUACGCAGGAGGCCGCUUAUGUUAUAUACAACAACGAGUCACUAGCGCCUAACUAUCAGAUCAACGAAGGUUGGUUUAACCAGAAAGUGGCAGAAUUGGUCCUUCGCUACAACUACACUCUGAACCCGCGCGGCGUGUACGAAGCCAUCCGGUACAUGUACACUUAUCACCCGGAGCCGCACAAUGUUAGCGCCAUCAGGGAUCAAUAUAUACAUAUGCUAUCCGAUUUCCUGUACCGAGCUCCCACCGACAAAAUGGUGAAACUGCUUCUAGAACAAAACGUGCCGGUUUACAUGUACGUUCUCAACACGACCGUGGAAGCUUUCAAAUGGCCGGAAUGGCGGUUGUAUGCGCACGACACCGAACAUUAUUUCUUGACCGGGGCACCUUUUAUGGACCAGGAGUUCUUCCCGGUGAAACAGAGGAUCGAGAGGCAGGCGUGGACGCCGAAUGACAGAAACAUGAGUCACUUUUUCAUGAAGGCUUAUUCGGAUUUCGCUAGAUUUGGGAACCCAACAAGAUCUCGCAUCUUAGGAGUCCACUUCGAAGUGGCCAAAGCCGGACAACUCAGAUAUUUGAACUUGAACACGACAUACAACUCGACUAUACAGCUCAACUACAGACAAACUGAACUGGCAUUCUGGACGAUGUAUCUGCCAACCGUUAUAGGAAGAUUCGUGCCCACUUAUCCGCCUAUUACUGAAUAUUGGUGGGAGCCGAAGCAGCCUCUGCAAAUAGCAUUCUGGACUGUCUCCAGCGCCUGUCUCCUGCUGAUAGUGCUUGUAGUAGUGUGCUGCAUGCUCUGGAGGAAUGCUAAGAGAGAAACAGACAGGUACUACAGCGGUGACAUCUUCAUGGUGCCGGAGAUAGAAGAGAGUGGAAUUGAGAACGCCACGAGGUCUCGUGAGAAUAUUUACGAAUAUAGGGACGUGCCUAUUAAAACCAGACCUCAGACUCCGACUAUCAGCAGAGCGACUAGUCACCCGGCGACGCUACAAUCUUCCCGCCCCCCGUCUCAAGCCUCUACAGGGUCGGCAUUGUCCCUUAAAGAUUCUCAGGUGUCACGUGUUCCGGAACCGCUUCCACGUGCAAAAAGCCGCACUCAAAUCGUACACGGCAUACCCCAGACAACUGUAUAAAUGUGAGUUUUAACUUAAGAACACGCGGGUACGGUAGUUUCAAGCGACUUUAAAAAAAGAAGGUUCUCAUUUGUAAUUCAAUGUCACGGGAAUCACUGUCACGCUUCGUUCCAGACGAGAUGAGAGAUACCUUUUUCCACUUGAAACGAUUCAUGCAUACUUUUUUGGUCUUGUCUUUUAUAUAAAUUUAAAAAUUAUAAAAAUGAAAUUGGCAUUGAUGUGUAAACCUUGUUUCGAGGUCCAGUCACCAGUGGUUCUAAAACAUAAUUUUAUAAAUAAAAAAAAACUUUAUGCAUUUAACAAUUCCAUCAAUAUCAUGGCAUUAGAAUGUAUUAGGUGUGGUACACGCCUGAACCUUGUAUAAAAGUGACAUAACUAUUUCUUCUAUGUAAGCUUUAUACAUUUCGUACAAGUAAGAUGCCAUUAAGUACCAUACAAUUAUAGACUGACUUAUUAGUUUAAAUUAGACUUAUUCUGGCAAUAAUGAAAUUAAUAAUAAAUAUCUCAAUUCUAUUACUAAGCCAUACAGCUGAACGUGGCAUAUCAGUCUUUUCAAGAGUGUUGGCUCUGUCCACCCCGCAAGGGACAUAGACGUGACUAUGUGUAUGUAUGUAAUAAUUAAAUAUACGAAACGGAAAUAAGUUUAUUCGGAAAAGUUACCUUAAAGGUAUGAACAAUUUUUUUAUAUAUGUUUUGUAAGUAAGUAAUUAUAUUUUUUUGCUUUAACUAUUUUACAAUUUUAAGUGUAACACCUUUUCUUUCUGUUUAGUGCAAUUUAUAAUGUAAGCGCGCUUUAUAAUAAAAACUUAUCCAGUCAGCUAUAAUAAUAUAAAAAAAAAUUUUGACAAACUUAAAAAAAAAUAUUAAAAAUAAAAAUUAAUGUACAAUGUCUCAUAUCAGCCAGUGUUUUAGAAAGUUUACUAUGAUUAUGAUAGUAUUUUAUUUUUUUCGUGAUAACCUCCCAGGGAAAAAAUGGUUGAGAACAAUGAUCUUAAGCCAAUGAGCGCGCGAUGUUAACCUGUUUAUUGCGAGGGGAAUGUUACUUGUUACACAUUAUAUAGUAUAAGAGAUAGCUGUAUUUUUUGUAACUAAAUAUGUAACAGGCUGAUUUCGUAAUCAGCAUAUUUGAAGCCUUUCUGUGACGUGUAUGGUAACAAUCUGUGCCUGAACGUAGAAUUAUUAAAAAAAAGGCUAUGUCAAAUGUUUUACUAUCAAAAGGACAGGUAUAUAUUAAAACAAUUUGCAACUAUGUAGGCUCAUGUUUUGUAGUAUUAUUCCAAUUUUGUAAGACAUAAUUAUUAUUUUUUUUUAAGAAUUUUUUUACCGUCGCAACUUUCUUUUAUUAUGUAGUAACAAUAGAAGUAUUUACACUUAAGAUAUAUUUAAUAUAGGUUAAAGGUAUAUGUGCAGACGAUGGUUUUAAAAAUUGUCGCAAAUCUAAAAAUAUAAACAAAUAGAGAUUGUCAAGUCAUUAUUGAAUUAUAUAGGACGUAAAAAAAUCUUAUAAAUCAAUAUUUUAUUCAGAAAAUAGUCUUUAAAAUAAUCUAAUCACCUUCUGUCUGUGACUUUGUUAAAACAUCAUGUAUUCCCCUUUCCCUAGAGAAUCACGCAAAAUUCUUACUUUAUAUAAAUAUCACGUCUUUAUCCCUUACGGGGUAGACGCGUCCAAUAGUCUCAAUAAGACUCUAAAAGUCAUUUUUAUUUUUGAUGAAAUCGCCUGUCUUUGUAAUACCUCUUGUUGCUUACUACGAUAUUCACAAGAGAUGGAGUAAUCUUCUCUUACUCUCCUCUAAUUCUAUUUAACUGUAAUACUGACCAAUCGUCUGCAUUAUAAUUGUUUGUGAUCGUGUUUCCGUCCGUACAUUGUGCAAUCGUGUCUUAGACGUGCCUUUUGAGGUGGGAUGUAAGGAAUUUAUUUAUUGUCAAUAUUGUGACGAACGUAACGAGAACUGCCUUUUUGUGUAAUGUAGUAUAUUUAUUAAUUAAGAUGAAUAAACUUUUUAUUCGUAA